AGUCACCAUCUCCCUCUCUCUUCUCUCUCUCUCUCUUUCUCUUACACUCAUAUAGGAAAACAAAAGGCACACCAAGAAAACCCUUUUUUAUCUUCUCAUAAAUUAAUAAAGUGGGUGUUAAGAUUGCAAAACCUAAUCCAAGAUCCUCCCACUCAAAGAAAGGGGUAGGCACUAUUCAAGAUCAGUAGUGAAGGAGAUCCGGUAAAAUGGCGAGAGAGAAAAUACGGAUAAAGAAGAUAGAUAACAUAACGGCGAGACAAGUUACAUUCUCCAAGAGAAGAAGGGGAAUCUUCAAGAAAGCCGAUGAACUUUCUAUUCUUUGCGAUGCCGAUGUUGCUCUCAUCAUCUUCUCUGCCACCGGAAAGCUCUUCGAGUUCUCUAGCUCAAGAAUGAGAGACAUAUUGGGAAGGUAUAAUCUUCAUGCAAGUAACAUCGACAAAUUGAUGGACCAACCUUCUCUCAAUCACCAGCCUGAGAAUUGUAACCUUUCCCGACUAAGUAAGGAUAUCGAAGACAAAACCAAGCAGCUACGAAAAUUGAGAGGGGAGGAUCUUGAAGGAUUGAACUUAGAAGAGUUACAGCGGUUGGAGAAAUUGCUUGAAUCCGGACUUAGCCGUGUGUCUGAAAAGAAGGGCGAGUGUGUGAUGAGCCAGAUUUCUUCACUUGAGAAACGGGGAUCGGAGUUGGUGGAUGAAAAUAGGAGACUGAGGGAGAAACUAGUGACGUUGGAAAGGGCUAAAAUGAUGGCGUUUAAGGAGGCUAUGGAGACUGAAUCGGCGACCACAAACAUGUCAAGCUACGACAGUGAAGCUCCUCUUGAGGAUGACUUCUCCGACACUUCCCUGAAGCUUGGGCUUCCAUAUUGGGAAUGAGAGAUACAGCAGAGUUGACUUGGAUGGGAUGAAAGAAAUUCCAAGUCCUCCUUUUCACGUUCUUUCCUUUGAAUAAAGCUAAGUGUUGAAAGAAAUUGAGAUGGGAAGAAUAAAUUCUCAUUGCAUUGUGGAGACUUAAAGCAAGUUUCUGACGUUGUGUUCUUGUUUUUUUUAACUAGAUAUUCUGUACCCAGAGAAAAAUCAAUGGGCUUGUAUGCAUUCUUUUAUCUUUUUUUUAACCACCCAUUUAUGUUGCUUAAUUAGUUCAGAAUGUCAAACAGAGAUUUGUUUUUUCCUUUCAAUUUUGCCGUUGUUCUAUGUUUUA
Molecule: messenger RNA, 1197 nt
Organism: Eutrema salsugineum
Lineage: Eukaryota; Viridiplantae; Streptophyta; Magnoliopsida; Brassicales; Brassicaceae
Product: MADS-box protein AGL24
Exons: 9
Coding region: 207-872 (221 amino acids)
Biological process (GO): positive regulation of transcription by RNA polymerase II
Cellular component (GO): nucleus
Molecular function (GO): RNA polymerase II cis-regulatory region sequence-specific DNA binding; DNA-binding transcription factor activity, RNA polymerase II-specific; protein dimerization activity
Source: RefSeq, a predicted model, not a curated record